AUGGCUACUCGGGCUUUCUUUGCGGUUGCCUGCCUUGUAAUUGUCACUGUAUCUGGUGCACAAGAAGUUCAAGGCCGCGGCACGACGCUUCCCCUGACGGUCGACCUUGGUUACGCUCUCUACCAAGGCGUGGAGGAUACUGCCAAUGGACUGAGCGUCUGGAAAGGGAUCCAAUUCGCAGCCUCUCCCACAGGAAAGCUGAGAUGGCAGGCGCCGCGCGUGCCCGAGACAAACAGGACUGCGGUCCGGUCUGCUGCCGACUUUGGACCCGUCUGCCCCCUGCAGUUCCCGGCCCCGUCGCCGCCGCCCUUUGCCCCAGGAAACGAGGACUGCCUGUACCUGAACGUGUACGCGCCGAGCAGGACGGCGGGUGCGGCCAAUGGUACGACUGACGGUCCUGGUGCUGCCACCACUGCCUUGCCCGUCUACGUCUUCAUCCACGGCGGUGGAUACGGGGUCGGAGAUGGCAGGAUGCCGAUGGAGGCCUUGGUGGCUGCCAAUGGGAACAGUUUUGUUGCUGUGACGAUACAGUACAGAAUCGGCGCGUUUGGCUUCGCAGCAUCGCCAGAGAUAAAGGCCAAGGGCGUCCUCAACGCAGGACUGCUGGACCAGGAGUUUGCGUUGAAGUGGGUGCAGCGCCAUAUACGAAAGUUUGGCGGAGACCCGAGACGCGUCACCAUCGGCGGGCAGUCUGCGGGCGGCGGGAGCGUUAUGCUUCUGGCGGUUGCAAGAGACGGUGUGCUGGGCGAGCAGCUUUUCACCAAUCUCAUCCCGGCAUCGCCAUAUCUCCCUACGCAGCCACGCUACGACGAUAGAGUCAUCGUUGAGCGCUACCGAGCUUUUGCGAGGUUGGCUGGGUGCCCGACGGAUGGACUUGCGUCUUUUGACUGCCUGGUUGCGGCGGAUACCUUGACUCUGCAGUAUGCUAACUCGAACCUGACCGUGGGCAGCCUGAUUCCAUACUCAAACUGGGCCAACAUCCCCGUCACAGAUGGAGAGUAUCUCACCGCGCCUGCAAGCCAGCUUCUGUCAAAGAAAAAGCUCAACGGUAGAAGGCUACUCACUGGGAUGGUCGCCAACGAGGGAUCUCUUUUCCCACCGAGAGACAUCAACACAGAAGAUCGUCUCCGCGCAUUUAUCAAGCAAAACUUUGUGAACUUCUCCGAAGAGCAAGUGACGGCCGUUCUUGAUGCAUACCCCAGCGUUUCGGGCCCAGACGACCCAAACAGCCCCCGAUUCGAAACAGACGGCCUUGGUCCCGCCACGGCUGUCAACGUCAGCCAGGCCGGAACCGGACAUCAGCAGCGCGCCUAUAACAUAUAUGCCGAGGCCACGUUUGUCUGCCCCGCCUACUGGCUUGCCGAUGCGUUUAGCUCCUGCUCCGGGCGUGAGAGCUACAGCUACCAGUUCUCAGUUCCCUACGCGACACAUGGUCGGGAUAAUGCAGCUAUCUACGGGCCGGACCACCCGAGCCACGGCCCUGAUUUCAGGCUUGCUUUCCGCCGAAUCUUUGGAAGCUUCGUCCUCAAAGGAAACCCAUCCAUCUCCAACGGCGUGGCCAACGGAGCGUCUUCGUCGAGCCCAGACGCACCCAACAACGCAACCAUGUGGCCGAGGUGGAACGCCGGACAUCGGCAGAUGCUCAACCUAAAUCAGACGGGUGGGACACCGUACUCGGCCGUGGUCGACGGCGCGACCGUGAUCGAGUUUACGGGCCCGAGCUUGCGGAACGACUUUGACCUCGUUGAUGCCUACUCCUGGGAGGGCGGAAGGGGUGCGAGGUGCGACUUUUGGCAGACGCUCAACGCUGUUAUUCCCCAGUAG
Pyricularia pennisetigena is the source of this 1824-nucleotide messenger RNA. RefSeq lists its product as uncharacterized. The record is from RefSeq and is a predicted model, not a curated record. The transcript has 8 exons. The coding region runs from base 1 to 1824 and encodes 607 amino acids. Lineage: Eukaryota; Fungi; Ascomycota; Sordariomycetes; Magnaporthales; Pyriculariaceae.